CAUCAGUGAAGAGCAACACGCUUUCACUCCUCCUCCAGCACCCCACCACACCGCUGAAGUUUCUCACCAUACACAAAUAAUGGCGAAUGUCAUAACAAAUUCCGGCCACGAUGACAUGAUUCAUGAUGCCGUACUGGACUACUAUGGCAGACGGUUAGCCACAUGCUCGUCGGACAAGACAAUCAAGAUCUUUGAGGUUGAGGGCGAGUCACACAGACUGAUUGAGACGCUGAAAGGUCAUGAGGGAGCAGUCUGGUGUGUAGCAUGGGCGCACCCAAAAUACGGCAACAUCCUCGCAUCCUCCUCCUACGACGGCAAGGUCUUCAUCUGGCGCGAACAGAACGGACAAUGGCAGAAAAUCUACGAAGUCGCCCUCCACUCCGCCUCCGUUAACCUCGUCGCCUGGGCCCCACACGAAGCUGGCUGCCUCCUCGCCUGCGCCUCCUCCGAUGGCAACGUCUCCGUCCUCGAGUUUAAAGACAACACCUGGUCGCAUCAGAUAUUCCAGGCGUGUGGAUCGGGCGUGAAUAGCGUGAGCUGGGCCCCUGCUGUUGCACCAGGCCAGAUGACGAGUGCGAGCGGGAAUGCGACGGUUGCGGCGAGAAGGUUCGUUACGGGUGGAAGUGACUGUCAAGUCAAGCUUUGGGAGUACAGUCCAGAGACAAAUUCGUACACGAAUAUUCAGAUCCUGCCGGGCCAUACGGAUUGGGUGCGCGAUGUCUCAUGGAGCCCAACGGUAUUGUCUAAGUCGUACAUUGCGUCUGCGAGCCAGGACAAGACGGUCAGGAUCUGGACAUCUUCGGACCUUAGAGAAUGGAAAUCCACAGUCUUGAACGUCGAGGCUAAUGCCUGGCGUGUGAGCUGGAGUCUUAGCGGUAAUGUCCUCGCUGUCAGUACUGGUGAUAACCGUGUCAGCCUAUGGAAGGAGAGGUUAAGUGGUGGAUGGGAGUGCGUGAAGACGAUUGAGGAGUAGGCUGCUUUAGGAGUUGUCCUCUCAUUCCUUCAAAAUAUGCACACACGGCUCGCCAAGGUAGUCUGUUAGCGCCAUUGGCUAUGGGAUGGCUAGAGUAUUGGGUAUGAUGAAUAUACCGACGACUCGGUCUAGUUAGGUCCCGGGCUAGAGGCCUUUCAUUGGACGGAUGGUGUUUAAAUCAUAGUGGGAGUCAAAUCACAGAUAUCAUG
Lindgomyces ingoldianus is the source of this 1182-nucleotide messenger RNA. RefSeq names its product Sec13 protein-like protein. The coding region runs from base 80 to 973 and encodes 297 amino acids. The transcript is spliced from 6 exons. The record is from RefSeq and is a predicted model, not a curated record. Gene Ontology annotation, molecular function: protein binding; structural molecule activity. Gene Ontology annotation, biological process: COPII-coated vesicle budding; protein import into nucleus; positive regulation of TOR signaling. Gene Ontology annotation, cellular component: COPII vesicle coat; nuclear pore outer ring. Lineage: Eukaryota; Fungi; Ascomycota; Dothideomycetes; Pleosporales; Lindgomycetaceae.